Molecule: messenger RNA, 923 nt
Organism: Limanda limanda (common dab)
Lineage: Eukaryota; Metazoa; Chordata; Actinopteri; Pleuronectiformes; Pleuronectidae
Product: phospholipase A2, minor isoenzyme-like
Exons: 5
Coding region: 72-524 (150 amino acids)
Biological process (GO): phospholipid metabolic process; arachidonate secretion; lipid catabolic process
Molecular function (GO): calcium ion binding; phospholipid binding
Source: RefSeq, a predicted model, not a curated record
CCUGAUGCUCGAUAUAUAAGGAGGACCUGAACUUUGAGCUGUAGCUGUGUCUGAAGGUCUUGACUCGCAGGAUGAACGCCCUCCGAACUCUGUUUCUCUUGGCCGCCGGCCUCUCUGUGGCCCUGUCUAUCAACGACAAGGCGCUCAACCAGUUCAGGCAAAUGAUCCUGUGCACGAUGCCAGACAGCUCGCCGAUUUUCGACUACGCUGACUACGGUUGCUACUGUGGAUAUGGCGGCUCUGGCACGCCUGUGGACGAUCUGGACAGGUGCUGCGAAGUGCAUGACAAGUGUUACAGUGACGCCAUGCAGCACGACGAAUGCUGGCCCAUCCUGGACAACCCUUACACCGAGUUCUACGCCUACAGCUGUGACGAAGCGAGCAAGACGGUCACCUGUCCCAGGAACGACAACAACGAAUGUGAGCAUUUCAUCUGCGAGUGUGACAGGAAGGCCGCCGAGUGUUUUGCCAGAUCUCCUUGGAUCCCCGAGCACGAGCACCUGCCCAGCGACCGCUGUCAGUAGAAGAGCUCUGCAGUUAAUCGAACACAGGAUCCACUCCCACACACGACACACCCAUCACUGAGCUCUCAGGAGCGGCAGCAGCUUGUUUCGUCCGCUCAUUGAAAUACUCACACUCACCUUGUACAGUCACAUUCUCAAGGUCAUGGUUUUCUUUUCUCCUUCUUUCCUUGCACUGCACCUCUAUUGUUAGCUGUGGAUCUGUAUCCUGACAAGAAACACCAGUAGAUCUGCAUUCACCGUUAUGAUCCUAACUCAAGUUUCCAGUAGAGGGCGCUCUCAUCUAGCUCUUUAUUCCCUUGCUUGCAGGAAGUUGUUUACAGAAUGUAGACUUUAAUAUUGGCACUUUAUCAAAUUAUACAAAUGCUUGCAGUACUCAAUAAAGAAGAUAAACAAAAAUGA